GUGGGGCGGGCUGUAGAGGCCGCGAGUCGCGGCGAUCUUCUCGCUUUGGUGUAUACUACAGCGCAGUCACCAUGUCCCUGGCGGCUUCGGCGGGCCGGGGCCCGGGAACCGUGUGGUCCCCAACACACGUGCAGGUGACGGUGCUGCAGGCGCGGGGUCUGAGGGCCAAGGGCCCUGGCGGCACAAGCGAUGCGUACGCCGUGAUCCAGGUGGGCAAGGAGAAGUACGCCACCUCGGUGUCGGAGCGCAGCCUGGGUGCGCCGGUGUGGCGGGAGGAGGCCACCUUCGAACUGCCGCCGCUGCUGUCCGCCGGGGCUGCUCCCGCUGCCGCCGUCACCCUGCAACUGACCGUGCUGCACCGCGCGCUGCUCGGCCUCGACAAGUUCCUGGGCCGCGCGGAGGUGGACCUGCGGGACCUGCAUCAAAACCAGGGUCGCCGGAAGACGCAGUGGUACACCUUGAAAUCCAAGCCAGGAAAGAAGGAGAAAGAGCGAGGAGAAAUUGAGGUUGACAUCCAGUUUAUGCGAAACAACAUGACCGCCAGCAUGUUCGACCUUUCCAUGAAAGACAAGUCCCGGAGUCCGUUUGGGAAACUGAAGGACAAGAUGAAGGGGAAGAACAAGGACAGCGCCUCAGACACCGCCUCAGCCAUCGUCCCCAGCACAUCACCUUCGGUCGACAGUGAUGAUGAGUCACCUUUGAAAGACAAGAAAAAGAAGUCAAAGCUUAAGACCUUGUUUUCCAAGUCUAACUUGCAGAAAACGCCGCUCUCCCAGUCCAUGUCCGUCCUGCCUACGUCAAAGUCAGACAAAGUGCUGCUGCGUCCUGGAGACUUCCAGUCCCGCUGGGAGGACAACGACGAGGAUGAGUCCUCCUCUGCCUCGGACGUCAUGUCUCACAAGAGAACAGUAAGUGCAGAUCCUAAGCAGCUGAACCAGAUCAACUUCAGCCUGCCCAAGAAGGAAGGGCUCUCCUUUCUGGGCGGCCUGCGGUCCAAGAACGACUCCCUUUCCCGCUCCAACGUCUGUAUCAAUGGGAACCACGUUUACGUGGAGCAGCCAGAAGGCAAGACCGAGACCAAGGACAGUGCCUCUUCUUCCUCCCCAUCCCCGCAGGGCUUCAGGAAGAAGCAUUUGUUCUCGUCCACAGAGAACCUGGCUCCCCGGGCUUGGAAGGAACCCGGGGAAGCGGGCGCGGGGUCUUCUGACAAGCGGCUCUCGGAGUCCUCCACAAAGACCUCUCCGAAAUCCAUGACCCUGCCGUCCUCCUGGCUUCCAGUCGGUGGGGACGUUCGGGAAAACUCAGCCCCGGCGAGAUCCGAGGCUGCGAAAGAAGCCAAAGAGAGCAAGAAGCAGGAGAACAAGAAGUCCUCCCUGCUUUCCCUGGUGACAGGAAAGAAGGACGGGGCGAAGGGCAGCGAGGGCGAGGGCCCCACUGCACCCCCGGGGAGGGAGAAGGAAGGCGUGCUUCGGGAGGAGGGGCCGGGGCCUGCGGAAGGCCUUGUGAAGGGGCCAGAGGAGGACGCAGCGGCCGUCGUCUCCGGGCGGGGAAAGUCCCUGAACCCCUUCGAAGAAGUGCAGCUCACAGAACCGGAAGCUGACCUAGGGCCCAAGCCCGAACCGACACCGCUUGUUACCUCUGCCAGGGCUCCCCAGACCAAAGCCGUGAAACCUCGACUGGAAGUGUCUCCAGAGGUUCAACCCACAGCCAGGCUUCCUUCUUCCCCUGACUUGCUUCCCUUUUUUCCUGCUCUCCCUUCCCGUUCUGGUCAGAUACCUGUCCCUUCCCAACUGGGGCUUGAGUCAGAGACACAGUCCUCAGAAUCUCCUUCUGUCUUUUCCGCUUUCUCACCUCCACUAGCAGCUCCCGUUUCCACAUCCACUCCUAUUAAAAGCUGGCCUUCCAUCGACCAGGGCCAGGCUGGUUCUGAGGAACCACCUCUGCUCCUCAAAGCGGAGUUGCGAAAGGAGAAUUUAACGCAAGUUCCAAAUACUGUUUCUCAUGCCCUGGGAUCACUUCCCAAACAGCCCCCUGUUCCCGUGUGUAAAGGGUCAGAAGAGUCUCCAGGGAGGAGGACCAGGGAGACAGACGUGGAGAAGAAUACGAGUGGUGAUGGUAUAGAGAAGCCUCCCCUGACGCAGCCUGAAAUGGGGCAACAAGAAGAACUGCUGAGAUUUCCCCCCCAAAAACAGCAAGACUAUAUCCCUUCACCUGAUGGGGCCUGGGAAGUAACAGCUGCCCUUUCAGUGAGAAGUGGCAGGAUGCAAAGCCCAGCCAGGAAGCCUCCGAUGCAGCUGAACACAGACCUGGAGAGUCCGCCUGGGUCUUCCGAGGAGAACAAAGUUAGGGGUGGUGGAGUGCCUUCCGCAGUCAAACCAGCAGUGCCUCCUCUUCAAAUGGGGGAGUCGGCCUCCUCGCUCGACUCCAUGAGUCGGGGACAUGAGGAGGUGGGGCAGAGUGUGGAUGAGGGCUGGAAAAAACCCAAGAAGCACGUGUCAUUUUCCGAGCAGCUCUUUACAGAAGAGGCGGUGGAGAAGUCCCCUGGACGGGUGGAGGAGGAUGGAAGUAGCACCCAGGAGCUGAGGUGUGAAGGGGCCGCCCCCUGCAGUGUGUCUGACGGAGAGCCCGCUGAGCCGCGCCAUGCAGAAGACUCCGAGGGGGAACUUGUGCCUGAACCCAGGCCGCUGGAUUCCGGUGUGCCAGGUGCCAUGGCCGAUCAUCUCCCCUUCCUCUCUAAUGAGAAGAGCGUCUCAGAAGGCCCAGUGUGUGACCCACGCCCAGGGAAAGACAUUCCACUCUUUAGGACUGAGGAAGACUAUACUCUUAUGGCUCAAAAUCAGAGCAAAGCCAGUGACCAUGAAGGUCUGUUAUCUGAUCCCAUGAGUGACCUUCAGUCUGCCUCAGAUGUUCAAUCCCCAGUCACGGCUGAUUUGGACUUAACCCUUCCUUCCAUCCCUGAAGUCACGUCAGACGAUGAGAGAGUAGAUGAGGUGGAAGAUGACAGAGAGACAGCGAAGGUGGUGACUUUGGAAGUGGGCGUUUCGUCUUCGAGCACCUGGCCUGCCCAUCCCGAGAAGGUGCCGAGUGGCGAGGCAGCCGGGUUGGCGGUGCCCACGGGCAGCCUGCAUGACCUCAGGUCGAAAGCAGCUGAAGCAUCUGUUAGGGCUUCUUCAGAGCAGAGUGCAGCUUCAGGAAUUCGUAAACCAUAUCUUGGCAGCAGCUCCGGCUCGGAUACACAGCUGCCAGGCCCUGGCAAUGGCGAGGAGGAAAAACUGAUGGGAAACGGGAGGCUAAGGCAGCCUCCUGACUCGGCCCUGGGUUCUGCUGUCUCCAGCCCCUCCUUUUCCGAGCCCUCUCCCGCCACACACUCUUGCCCCAGCUAUCCGCACUCUGACACUCACCACACCAGUGCAGCAGAAUCUCAAAUAAAAGCAACAGCAGAGGGCCUCCCUGGUAAAGUGGAAAAUUCUGGCAAGAGGAAGCCGCUUCUUCAGGCCUGGGUCUCACCCUCGGAGACACAUCCAGUCUCAGCUGGAACUGGGUCAGCCAAGCACAGACUUCAUCCUGUGAAGCCAAUGAACACGACAGCCACCAAGACUUCUAACUCCAGCUUGGGAACUGCCACUAUCAUCAGUGAGAACUUGAUCAACGAAGCCAUAAUGAAGAAAUACACCCCCUCGGACCCUGCUUUUGCUUAUGCACAGCUAACCCACGAUGAGCUGAUCCAGUUGGUCCUCAAACAGAAGGAAACAAUAAGCAAGAAAGAGUUCCAGGUUCGUGAGCUGGAGGACUACAUCGACAACCUGCUAGUCAGGGUCAUGGAAGAGACCCCCAACAUCCUCCGAGUUCCGGCUCAGGUCGGCAAGAAGGCAGGAAAGAUGUGAAAGGCCGGCGAACGAACGACACUGAGACUUUUCUGUGCGUUUGUUUCCACCUCCUCCCGAGGUCAAGGACUCUGUGUGCCUGAUAACUAGCACACAGGCUCCAAGUCCCCAUCUCCCUUGUGUGUCAUCUGGCAAGAGUCAGUCCUACUGCCAGGAGCCCAGUUAAUUAUUACAAUGAAUCUCUUACUGUACAUUCCCAGGGUGUUAUUUUUAAAUGCCACUGUGCCUUAUGUUGUAAAUACUUCAUGUCCGGACCAAAGACAUGGUCAUAAGAUCUGAUCCUGGCCCAGAGAUUCACGUGGUGCCAGGGGUAUCAAUAGAUUUUCUACAUUGGGGUUUCCUUUCUUUGAUGUUGAGAUUCUAAAAUACGUAUCCCCCAUCACUAAUGCUUGGGGUGAAAUGAGAAGGUGCUGUGUUACACAUCCUUUCUUGGCUGUUGAGUAGCUCAGGUGUGGCUUUUUGGCUGCAGAUGCUAAAUUUUGAUACCACGUCAACCUCACAGGCUUCUUAGACUUGGUCUUGAUUGGACUGGAGCAGGGAAAGCCUUUGAGCAUGCCUUGUAGAUUUAGAACAAGGUGCCUUUUCUAAACAUCAGCUUCCACUACUUUCUAGCCUUACAGUGUGCUCUGUAUAGGGCCUCAGGCCCUGGAGAAGUGUAAGAGAACGAGGGGAAUGAGAGUCACUUUGCACUCAGUUUGGGGGGUUUUGGUCCAAGUCCUUGCAUGACAGCAGGGCCCCCGCUGGCUAGCAUGGCCUGGUCAGUGCCUUGGUGAGAGAUUGGGCGCCCCACGUGCUUACUGAAAUGGCUGCACCGGGUACGGAACGAUUUUAGUGGGGUUCCUGUGACCUCUGCCCCUGUGCCUCAGCUCCCCGGUUUCCUGGGCGCCUCUUCCUGGCAUUUCUCUCCCUUGUUAUGAGAUUGUAAAGAGCAAGAAGAUGAUACUUAUUUUGGGAUUGAUGCAUUUUAAAAACUAGAUUGACACACACAUUUUUAAAAAUUAGGACACUUGUCCUCUUCUUAAUGUGCCAGCUCAGGUUCCUCAGAUAGUUUCAUUGUUAGUAACCUAAUACUGGAAUUAGAAGGGUUCUGUAUUACUCCUUUUUUUUCUCCUGGCUGUGACAGACUCUCAUCAGAUCUCCACCUCUCCCCCUGGGGGAGGACUAUCGCCAGCCCACGGGGUGGACCGGGGUGGGCUGGGGUGGGCCAGGGUGGCAGGACUAGCAAGUGUUAAACUGGGAGCCUCUUCUUUGUGUGUUCUUGUUAUAUUGAGGUUAAGAGGCAAGACUGUUGGCAGUAGAAUUUCUUUUCAAAAUCAUGUUUGCUUCAACCUUAGUGAUAUUGGAGCACUUUAAUCUGAAGGAUGAUACUGUAACUUGAUUUAUCUAAUUAGCUUUUAAUUAUCUAUAACUAUUUUAUUUAAUUCAUUCCUACAGUACUGGGGACCAUUGUAAACUUCUCAGAUGACUUGUAUUUUUGUAGUGCUAUGAAACUUAUUUACAUGCCUACAAAGAGAAUUGUAUAUUCACUUGAAUUCUGAAAAUGUACAUGUAUAUAUUUGUUCUGCAACAUGUUUUUUACUUGACAUAAAUGUAUUUUGACUGUGAUAACCCAAGUGCACUGGGGGGCAGGCGUGCUCUGAAUGGUUUCUCCCUUGAAGAGCUGGCGCGGAGAUCCGCGCUGUUCAGCGGGGCUGCUGGGUUUGGAGGUUGCUGCUAGGACCUUGGGUGUGUACCUUGGGCGCUGUGUAAGAGGGACGUCUGGGCGGAGGAGCGAAUUCCUGUGCUCUGAAACGCCACUUGGGAACUCUGGAGAAUGAAGGACAAUUUACUUCAAGGGUGUCUGGUUUCUACCACUGCUGGGGGAAAACAGUUCAACUUACAGUAUUCCUGUAUCUCUCAAAGUGGCUAGCCUGAAGGUCAUUAGUUAAUAACCGUCCCUGAGGACUCUGCUUUGGGGAGGAAUUUAUCUAAGGAAAGCUUUAGCCUGCUCUGAGCCAUUAGCAGGGCUUGUUGAGCGGGAGCACGGGGACUCCUGUGCCUGGAGACCCGUGCCCGACCUGUAGGAGAACUGGGACUCGAGUGCUAACGUCCCAGCUGCUGUGAAUGCUAAUCCAAUGGAUGGGUCCUGGGCGGAGGCUGUGCUCCGGAGAAGCAGGGGCGGCUCUCUUCUCGGCCUUGCCGAGCUGCCUCCAGAAGGAACAGUCAGUACUUUCGGGAAGCAUCAGAUUAAACGCCAAACACUUGGCAGUGAAUUUCAACUGGAGGUCGGCUCCAUGAAAAAAAUGUCAACUCUUUGCUUGGUUGUUUCAUGUCAUCUCAUUCCUUGGACUUUGACAGGUGUCCUGUCCUUCCCUUUUAUUCCUCUGGGUUAACCUUAUCAGGGCAGCAGAAUGGCGAAGGAGAAAGUCUGCCCUUGGCCACGUGGAGCAGCUGUUGACCCGAGAGGUGUGUGCCUGCAUGCACGUACCAAUGGGUGCGUGCGUGUGGUCCCAGCUCCACUGACAGGGGGACCCCAGAAGGGCACCGAGGGAGGAAGGUCUGUGACACUCAGACAUAUGCUGUGCUAAGGGCCAGAGGCAACUGAGUGUUACGUUAUGCAGGAUCUUUCCUUACUGGGUCCCUUCUCCCAGCUGACUCUUCUCUCUUUUUUAGAACUACUAAUAAUCCCUCGGGGCUGAAAGAUUAAUUGUCUUAGGUGGAGAAUGAAAUCUCCCAGUGUCCAGACCAACCUCAACUCUGUGGUUUCUCAGUGUCUGUUAUGUGAGCUACUAACUUGACUUCUCUCUCCCUCCGACUCUCGAAGGAUCGCCCAGUGUUUUUGGAUUAUAGAGUUUUUUCCUGCUUUGUUACUUUGGGAAUUUUGAAUAUCUCUGAUUUUGUUCUUAAGAAGUAACCGAAAAUUUCCUAUGACACUAAAUAAAAUGGUACUACCUUUUAAA
Phyllostomus hastatus (greater spear-nosed bat) is the source of this 6823-nucleotide messenger RNA. It is a transcript of the gene RAB11FIP1, whose product is annotated as RAB11 family interacting protein 1. The record is from RefSeq and is a predicted model, not a curated record. The coding region runs from base 72 to 3884 and encodes 1270 amino acids. Gene Ontology annotation, molecular function: small GTPase binding. Lineage: Eukaryota; Metazoa; Chordata; Mammalia; Chiroptera; Phyllostomidae. Gene Ontology annotation, cellular component: intracellular membrane-bounded organelle. The transcript is spliced from 6 exons. Gene Ontology annotation, biological process: regulated exocytosis.